AUGACACGUGCUCUUACAUCUCUUCCUGAUGCACAUGCCCGUUGUGUGUCUCUGCAGUUCUUGGUUCGGAAGAAGCGAGCGGCUCUCGUGACGGUGGGGCACCGCAUUAAAGAUGAGCUGAUGCUGGUGGGAUUCAUCUCCAUUGUGCUGGCUCUCAUCGACCCGCUCAUAGUCCAAUGGUGCAUCACCAUCCCCCGCUCCACCAUCUUCAUCCCAUGCAAACCCCCAUCCUCCUCCUCUGCAUCUGCGCCGCCCGCCUCCAAGUCUGCACCGCCCGCUUCCGAGUCUGCACCAGCCGGCAAUACUGCACACCUUGGACUGUCUGAUGGGCGGCAGCUGCUAUCCGGGCGGCGCGGAUUCGAUGAUGGUUUCCACCAUGGUGGUUACCACCACAGUGGCUAUCAUGAGAUGAGCAGGAGGGUGUUGUCCAGCUCAGAGAACACAUGCCCAUCGGGUCAAGAGCCCUUCAUGUCGCCAUCGGGAGUGCACCAACUGCAUCUCUUCAUCUUCUUCCUCGCCCUGGGCCACAUCCUCUACUCGUGCAUCACCAUCAUAAUUGCCCACCGACGGGUGAUGCGCUGGAAAAGCUGGGAGGCGGAGGCACUCAAAAAGUCGCUUGAGAUGGAAACCGUGCCUGUUUCAGGCCAGCUGGCCCUCGCCCUUCAGGACUCUGCCUUUCAGCACCGCCACGGCACUUCUCUUACUUCUCUUGAUGCAUCCUCUCCCCUCAUCCUCGUACCCCCUCUCCUCCCUCCUUGCACGCACUCCAGCCAGCUGACCCUCGCCAUGCAGAACUCUGCCUUUCAGCACCGCCAAGGCAGCUGGCACCCCACAGCCUACGUUCAUAUGACUAAGGAAACACCGCCCUCCCCGGUUCUGGAUAAGACUGAAGGGGGGCGUGGGGGAGGAGGAAAAAAAGUUGGAGGAGCUUCUGCUGCUGCCAGUUAUGGUGGUGGUGGUGGUGGUGGUGGGGGGGGCAAUUCUUGCCCUUCCCCUGCGUCUGCUGCUGCUGCUACUGCUGCAGUGUAUGGUUCUGUUACCCGUUCUACUUCUUCCGUUUUUGCUGCUGCGUCUGCGGCAGGUCCUGCCGAGUCUGUUUCUGCGUCUGUCGAGUCCGCUGCUGCUGCAGCGGCAGGAGCACAGAAGGAGGGAUUGAUAAAGAAACGGGAGGUGCACUUCACUCCGAGCACCAAGGGGGCCAGCAGGAGCAAUAGAGAUGGUAGCAGCUGUGGUGAUUGUGAGGGUGGCGUUAGUAGUGAGGGUUAUGGUGGUGAGGAUGAAGAGAGUGAGGGUGAAGGGAGUGAGGGUAAUGAGAGUGAGGGUGAUGAAGGUGCAUUCGAGCUUGAUGAGUAUGAUGAGGUGGUUGCAUGGGCGGAUGGAAUGCUCUCCCGCUCUCCCUCUCUCCUGCUCCCUCACCACCCAACACCAAAAAACCACGACACAGCAGAUACUGGCAUCAAUCUCAUCAAUCAAACCCUAAACCCCAUUCUUGAUUGCUCCCCUGCUCGCACCAGAAAGCAGUGA
Closterium sp. NIES-65 is the source of this 1524-nucleotide messenger RNA. NCBI's taxonomy places the organism in Eukaryota, Viridiplantae, Streptophyta, Zygnematophyceae, Desmidiales, Closteriaceae. The record is from the annotation of a GenBank genome assembly.